This is a messenger RNA of Suricata suricatta (meerkat), 6569 nucleotides long. It is a transcript of the gene FBXO32, whose product is annotated as F-box protein 32. Bases 133 to 1200 code for a protein of 355 amino acids. Gene Ontology annotation, cellular component: nucleus; SCF ubiquitin ligase complex; cytoplasm. Lineage: Eukaryota; Metazoa; Chordata; Mammalia; Carnivora; Herpestidae. The record is from RefSeq and is a predicted model, not a curated record. The transcript is spliced from 9 exons. Gene Ontology annotation, molecular function: protein binding. Gene Ontology annotation, biological process: protein ubiquitination.
CUCCACGCCGCCUCCCUGCAGCCGCCCCCAGCACCCCGGAGCAUCCGCCCCGGGCAGCGCGUCCCCGAGGCCGCCAGGCCGGUCCUGUCCAUCCGUCCGUCGAGUCCGACCGUUGCGUCGCCCCCCGGCGCCAUGCCAUUCCUCGGGCAGGACUGGCGGUCCCCCGGGCAGAGCUGGGUGAAGACGGCCGACGGCUGGAAGCGCUUCCUGGAUGAGAAGAGCGGCAGCUUCGUGAGCGACCUCAGCAGUUACUGCAACAAGGAAGUAUACAAUAAGGAGAACCUUUUCAACAGCCUGAACUAUGAUGUUGCAGCCAAGAAGAGAAAGAAGGACAUGCUGAAUAGCAAAACCAAAACCCAGUAUUUCCACCAAGAAAAAUGGAUCUAUGUUCACAAAGGAAGUACUAAAGAGCGCCAUGGAUAUUGCACUCUGGGUGAAGCUUUCAACAGGCUGGACUUCUCAACUGCCAUUCUGGAUUCCAGAAGAUUUAACUACGUCGUACGGCUGUUGGAACUGAUAGCAAAGUCACAGCUCACAUCCUUGAGUGGCAUCGCCCAAAAGAACUUCAUGAACAUUUUGGAAAAAGUGGUACUGAAAGUCCUCGAAGACCAGCAAAACAUCAGACUAAUAAGGGAGCUACUCCAGACCCUCUACACGUCCUUGUGUACACUGGUCCAAAGAGUCGGCAAGUCUGUGCUGGUCGGGAACAUCAACAUGUGGGUGUACCGAAUGGAGACCAUCCUCCACUGGCAGCAGCAGCUGAACAAUGUCCAAAUCACCAGGCCUGCCUUCAAGGGCCUUACCUUCACCGACCUGCCUUUGUGCUUACAACUGAACAUCAUGCAGAGGCUGAGCGACGGGCGGGACCUGGUCAGCCUGGGCCAGGUGGCCCCUGACCUGCACGUGCUCAGCGAGGACCGGCUGCUGUGGAAGAAGCUCUGCCAAUACCACUUCUCCGAGCGGCAGAUCCGCAAGCGAUUAAUUUUGUCAGACAAAGGACAGCUGGAUUGGAAGAAGAUGUAUUUUAAACUUGUGCGAUGUUACCCACGGAAAGAGCAGUACGGAGACACCCUUCAGCUUUGCAGACACUGUCACAUCCUCUCCUGGAAGGGCACUGACCACCCGUGCACAGCCAAUAAUCCAGAGAGCUGCUCCGUAUCCCUUUCACCCCAGGACUUUAUCAACUUGUUCAAGUUCUGAAUCCCAGCACAGGAUGACACUUCAGACGGGUCCCCGGCUGAUCGGAUUCUUGGGAAUACGAAGUUUGGACACUUCAUUUGUAAAUAGUGUACAUUUGAAAUGCUGGCUCAAAACUUCUGAGAUAAGUCACUGAGAGGAUGUUGGAAGGGGAGAGAUGGAGUUGCUGGCGGGGAAUUUAAGACUGUGGACUUCUCAUUAGGAUUGAUACGGAAAAGCAGAAAGACUGUAGAGAAACUUUUUCCCUGACUAUUUGCCGGCAAGACUAUAAGGGCAGGAAUUGAGUUUCAUCGGUGAAAGUGGAAUUCCCCUGACGUUCCCUGACGCCUUUGUGGUUCCCUAGGGAUGUGGAAGAAAAGGGCAGAACUCAAUACAUGAUAGAACACUCUCUGUUUAUAAUGUGAAAUUUUGCUGAAAGAAAGGAAGAGAAGAAGAAAACUUCAUUACAUAUGAAAAGUUCCUGUGCUUUGGUUUUGAUUUUUUUGGGGUUUGUUUUAAAAAGGCAGAGGAAGCACCACCCAUCUUAAACCGUGUGGGCUUAGGGCCUUAUCUUGCGAAUAUAUCACACAAUAGUCUACCUCGGAAAGUAUGCGAUGCCCUCUCUGACAAACUGCAUUGUCCAGUAGACAGUGUCUGUUUUUCUUGUUUUUUUUCAUCACGUGAAAGUGGCUUAAAUAGGAAAGGAAUACUGGAGGCAGUCCACGUCGUGUUUCAGACUUCCUUUUUAGGCAAAUAAGCAUUUUUGGAGUUGCCUCUCUUCUAGAACAGCCCCACAGCACCUUUGCCUUUCUCCCUUCCGUGUUGUAGCUCAUUCAAGGCAACACAAGGCCAAUUGAAAACAGUCCCAGAGGAAGUCCUACUGCAGAAAAGAUAGAAUUAGUCACCUAAUAGCUGUGAAGACUUUCUUAUUCCUGUUUAACUUCUUGGCUUGUCAGGGCUUCCUGGACUAUCUUCACGGAUAAGCGUUAUCUGCGGACUGGUCGGAGCCAGAGUGCUGAUAGAGGCUUGUGAAACAGAUUUUACAUAUCAGUUCAACAUGUUUCCAGCUGCCUUUCCUUAUGACAGGGGAUGAGUUGAGGGGCUUUGUUUUCUGUUCGUCCAACAUCAAAAUUCAGUCAACCUAAGCUAGCACUUCUUGCGAGGAAGACAAGAUAAAGCCUGGCGUUCCAACCACUGGGAACAGAAGUACUGUGAGUUCAUCCUACACUUGCUCCGUACCCCGGGGGUCUUGCGAGGCCAAUACCGGCAGGUGGCUGUGUUGAAGAAAGGAAAUCUCAGGACUUAAUGAGUUCAUUGUCAAAUAUUCCUGGGAUGGGGAAGGGGAUGUUUUGUUUUGUUUUUGUUUUUUUACUUUUUAUAGAACUUUGCUUUUCUACAAUAAUGUACAUAUUCUGGCAGUUGUAUUUGCUUCGUGCUUUUUAUGCAAAUAAAGUUGCCACUCUGCACGCCCUUGGCAAAUAGGUGAAGCAGAAAUAGGAAACUUGGCUCACAUCCACGUUGAAGAACAGGAUAUCCUUAGGGGUUGAACCUUGGGGUGGCCAGAUGAGGGGAGAGAUGGUCAAGCAUGUACGGAAACAAGGCAAGGGACCAGCUGGCGAUGCAGAGCGCCGUCAUGCCCUCCCAUCAGUUCACAGCCCAAGACUCAGCAUUCUGAAGAGAAGUCAACUGUUCGUCUCCCUCACCCUGCAGUGCCUGCACCUACACCCCAGAGUGUCUCCACAUUUGUUUGCUUUAUCACCCCCAAAAGAAGAAAAUAUUGAAUUGAAUUUCAGUUCUCACCACUGUGACAAAUUAAAUAUUAAAGAGUAAGAUCUUGUUGGGUAAGGCUGAGCUUUAGGAACCCCUGUAUUACCUGAUGAGAUUUUUGCUUCCACUCCCUCCUGAGCAAGAGUCACAUUGAGAAUGCAGGGCCUAAGAGGGGGAAUAAAAAGCUAGCACUUCCAUAAUUCAGAGAACUGUCCUCAAAUGUCUCAGCUCCCUUAAAGACGUGGGGCGGAGCUGGGUUUAUUGUUUCUCUGGGAUCUCUGGAACCUUUGGCUCUGACACUGUUAGGGUUAGGCAUUCAUGGCCUUCCACAUCUGCCCAUCAACUCAUGACCCCUACCCCUUCAUGCUGAUCAGGGAGAUGGAAACUCCUGGGUACCCUCAGGUUUGCAGUCCCAGAAAUUUGCCCACUUUCCACAGUCUGCACAAAACUGGCAAACCAGUCUCAUCUGUACUUUGUGCAAUGCCCACAAGGCACAUCUGACCCUGGGCAGCGAGGCACCUCUGUACAGGAUGACUCCUACCACCGGGGGCGGGGUUAUGGUUUUCUGAGAUGUCUACCUGGAUGGUGCCUCUGGGCUCUCCCCAUCUCUGCUGGCAUUUUCAGAGGUGGCGUGCGACACAGUCAAGAAAAAUUUUUAAGGAAGAAAGAGAAGAAACCAACACUCUUGGUUCUCUUUCAUUGGCAGAGAAGAAUAAGGAAGGAAAUGGCAGGUGGAGAGGGACGGGGGAAGGAAUAGAAAUGGCCUAUCCUGGACAUUGUGAUUUGUAUGAAGGCGAUGGAGUAGGACAUUUUGGAUGCAGGGCGUCUGUGCUGCCGCCACAUGCCAGCUGUUAAGCAUGGUCAGAGCCUUGCAUGUAAGUGAAGUGAGUGAAAAAGAAAAUACUUGUUCCCCGGUACUAAUCAUCUAUAGCAUUUCUAUUGGCAAACCCUCUCAGGACAACGUCACCUGAAAAAAACAAAAACAAAAUCCAAGAAUCCCUGUCUCCAAACUACUGGUAAAAAGCCAGAGGGACAGGUCAAUGGAAAUUGCUGGAAGAAAUAGAAAGCUCUCCUCUCUUUGCUCUACCUACCUACCCCCGCCUCCAACCCUGUAAUGUAGAAUUUGAAGCUGAUGUCAACUAUGAAGUAAUGUGGACUUCCGGAGAAAAAGGAGCGUGUCCAGGGCAGUGUGAGCAAGUCCACAGGGAUGUUCUGUAUGAUGAGCUGGUCCAACAUGUAGGAGCAAUGAGCCUAGAGUCUCUUAAGAGUAAGGCACAACGUUUGGGGAAAGCAGUGAGCACUCACUUCAUAGCAAGACCCAGAAAAAGGCCCAAUGACAUCUGAAACCAGAUUGCAUUAUUAAUGCUGUUACUCUGUGGAGAGGGAUCAGUAGCAUGGGAGGGUGAGUGGCAGAAACUACAAAGUAAAAACAUCCCCAGGCCACUGGGUGUGAGAUGACAUUUGUUCGGUGAUGAUCAAUCGUAUAUAUUGAAGUAGCCGGGAGGAGAUAUUGGAGAUGGGCUGGGUUGACACUGCAAAACACGCAGCAAGGGCGAAACCUCCUUGGGGAUGGUGACUUGGUAACAAGUUGUGUACUGUGUUACCACUGGGAUUCUCAGUGGAUUCAGAAACUGUUUUCUCAUUAGGAGCCUGCAAUUAACAGGCUCCCCUUUUCUGUGGCUUCCUAUGUGGGAGAAGGGAGGGGGCUUAGAAUAUCGUUUGUCUAAGCAAGUGGUGUGAUUCACAAGGUCAAUCAUUUCAAGACAUGUUCAACAGUGUAUCAUUUCUAGCACUCAAUACAAUGUUUAUCAUAAAACAUGUACCUGAGCUUAUAUUUUUCUGCCAGGCUAUAGGGCAAUAAUGUUUUGCUAUGCUCUCUAUUUUAUGUGUGAAUUUUUUUUAACUAAACUAUAUCAAACAUAUUCUAUGUGGACAUCUGGGAGUUUUUGUUUUGUUUUGUGUUUUGUUUUUAUCUGUUUCCAACUAUCUGAGUCUGUGAACCAUCCUUCUGACUGGAUGCUGGCCUAAAAUCCUAUUAGUGUUUAAACAGACCUCAGAAACACCCCGAACCUCUAGACAAAUGCAAAGGCAUGACUCUCUGAUAUAUCUUGGGCUCUUGAUGUCUUCAGUAAACAAGAUCAUAACUCCUUUAAACUCCAGGUUUUCUGUAGCUGCUUUUUCUCUGGUUUGUUUGUUUUUUUUUAAGGGAAUAAACCCUUUCUGGUUUUCCAAAGGGAAGAAACUCCUACCCCAGACGUUAGUGCUAGAAGGGAAGUUAAAGAUGGUGGAGUCUGGCAUUCCUUCGGCCUUUUGGCGUUAGGGAGAGGGUCCACAGUAUUCAGGGGACAAGUCUGAGCCCAUCUGGUACUCAGCGGUAGACCGGAGUAUGAACCUGGGACUUUCAGAGGUCUUUACUUUCUGCCCCCUACCCAGCAUCCUUUGCUAUGUCUGGAGACACAUGAUACCUGACCUGAAUCUCCUCAACACCUUCACUGUGGAAAGCAAGUGUUUGAAAGUCCAGUGUUAGGCAUCUGGUCAUUAUCUUUUACGACUAUUUUAAGCCCCUGGCUCUCUCUGGAGAAAUUAACUUUCUCCCUGGAGCCACUUAACAUUUUUACAGACCUUUGCCUCUGCUGUGAGGACAGCAUUCUAGUGAGAACAAUCUGCUCACCAUAAAGCAGGCAGCAUGUUUGACAAAUUCACUUUUUCCCUGGGUACUUGCAUUUUAAUUACAAAAGUGGCCCUUAAGACAGAUAAUGACUGAGCAGCCAACUUGCUCUCCAGAAACUGAGGUUCUGAAACCAAGCUUGGGAACCAAGCAGGUAUUUCCUCUUCUCUUAGACUAAGAGGUACCUUUAAUCCAUACCCUUCAUCUCCCCAUCUUCCAGCACCCGGCAUGAGACCUAGUGAGCUUCUGUCCCAGGGGGGAACCUCCCAUUCUCGGCUACACCUCAUCUUUGCUAAGCAAAGAGAAAUUAUUCCAAGAGGCAGCAGGGAGCGAGGCACCACCGAUAUUUCUGACUUUGUCUGCUGGACAUUUUUCCAAGUGUCCCUGAACUCGGCAAACAAAGCUUCCUGAGAAAUCUCUCAAAACUCAGGUCCUGUUCCAUUUGUCCAAAAAUGGAUAGCUGCUCCAAAUCUCUGAACUUCUUAAAACUCCAUCUGCUACAACAUUACUUCUGGAGUUUGAACAGGACUUUUUCUGUCUUUGAGUAUAGCAAUGUUUGUUUAAUUAACGAUGUGCAAGUCUGUUAAACCGAAGGCUCCAAGUACUGUUCUAUGCUUGUGAUCUCUUGGCACCAAUUUUAUUCUACCAAGUGCCAAUAACCCUGGCUGAAGGGGAUGUAUAUUCAAGUCCAUGCCCUAAGUCUAGAAGCUUUACUCCUUUUAAUAAAAAAAAAAUACUAUAGGGGGUUGAACAUUGUAACUAAAAGUAUAAGGUUAGACUAAUUACACACAAAGCUGUUUAUUUAAUAUUAUGUGAGCGAAGCCCUCCUGUAUAAAUUAUUUGCACACUUUUCUUGCAUGAUGAAUUGAUUUUUUUUAUAGUUGUUUGUACCAGACGGUGGCAUAUUUUUGUAAAGAUUUUUUGACACUGAAUUACAAUAAAUGUUUUUCCAACAACA